This is a messenger RNA of Tribolium castaneum (red flour beetle), 1104 nucleotides long. It is a transcript of the gene Mettl2, whose product is annotated as Methyltransferase like 2. The record is from RefSeq and is a predicted model, not a curated record. The transcript is spliced from 4 exons. Gene Ontology annotation, molecular function: tRNA (cytidine-N3)-methyltransferase activity. NCBI's taxonomy places the organism in Eukaryota, Metazoa, Arthropoda, Insecta, Coleoptera, Tenebrionidae. Bases 92 to 1021 code for a protein of 309 amino acids.
CCAGCCAAAAAAAUCCCUAUCGCCGUGACAAUUAACCUCAACAUGUCACAAGAAAAGAGGCCCCAAUUCGGCAACAGAUACCUCACCGACGAUGACAAUGUUUUUCAACACAAUGCGUGGUACGCUUUUUAAACUCAUCUCAUUACGUAACUGCCACACACGGUACCGUAAAAAACCUAAAUAUGGUACACGCUUCCUAAUCGACCAAAGCAAAAUCUUUGAUUUUAACGCCUGGGAUGACGUCGAAUGGGACGAAGAACAAGAAAAUCAAGCGAGGGAUAAAGUGAGAGUAAAUGGCGAGGUUAAGUUUCCCGAUAGCGUAAUAGAAAAAUACGAAAAUGAAGCUGAUAAAUACUGGGACGCUUUUUACGACAUACACACAAAUAGGUUUUUCAAAGACCGGCAUUGGUUAUUUACUGAAUUCCCCGAACUGGCGACCGAAACUGGAACAAUAUUUGAAAUUGGUUGUGGGGUUGGAAAUACAAUAUUUCCAAUCUUACAGACGUCCAAAAAUAAUAAUUUGCGGGUUUACGGGGGUGAUUUUUCACCAAAAGCCAUUGAAAUUUUACAAGAAGCGCCAGAAUUUGACUCAAAACGCUGCAAAGUUUUCGUCUUGGAUGCCUCGCAAGACAAGUGGGACGUACCGUUUGACGAAAACAGUAUUGACAUAAUCGUGUUAAUUUUUGUCUUAUCGGCAAUCAAUCCGUCGAAAUUUGUCAAUGUGGUCAAAAACAUACAUAAGUAUUUAAAAACUGGGGGCUUGGUUUUAUUUCGCGAUUAUGGACGUUACGAUAUGGCACAGUUACGUUUCAAACCCGGGCGGUCUUUAGGGGAAAAUUUUUACGUACGAGGUGAUGGCACCAGAGUGUAUUUUUUCACACAAGAUGAAGUGCGAAAAUUAUUUGAGGAGUUUGGUUUCAAGGAAGAGGAAAAUCGGGCCGACAGGCGGUUACAAGUGAACAGAGGUCGGCUGUUGAAAAUGUAUAGAGUUUGGAUUCAGGCAAAAUAUCGAAAAACGUGAAAUUGACAAAUAUAUUAAUUUUUUGUAAAUUUUUAAAAAUUACAUAAUUACAUUAUGUCUAUAGAUUAAAUAUGUAUAAGGAA